Messenger RNA from Prorocentrum cordatum, 456 nucleotides. The record is from the annotation of a GenBank genome assembly. NCBI's taxonomy places the organism in Eukaryota, Dinophyceae, Prorocentrales, Prorocentraceae.
AUGCUGCGUGCGGAGGCGCCCUCAUUCGAGCCCGGCCGCGCUGGCUUGGGCGGCAACGCAGCAGAAGGGUCACUAGCACGGGACCAGGCCAGCGCGGGUGCACCCACGCAGUGGUGGAGUGGCUUGGCCGGCGGCCGGUGCCCCAUCUCGCUGACGCCCCUGGAGGAGCUCAGCUGCGAGCCCUUCGGACUCCUCACCGACGCGGGCGGGGCAUGCGAGCCCGAGGCGGGCAUCUGGGGGGCCGGUGCCGUGGCCGCACUCCGCUCCGCGUCGUCGCAGGCGGUCCACUGGUUCGACGGGCGAUGUCUGGCAUCGUUCCUCACCUCAAGCGGGAGGCUGAUCGAUCCAGUGAACAGGCGCCCGCUGAGCCGGGGUGAGUGCGAGUCGCUCGACGCAUACCUCCUCUCCAACGGGCUGCCAGAGGCGCACGUGUCCUGCGUCUUCGACCUACCCUGA